AUGAGUUUCGCUAGGACGGUCCACCACAUCGGCACGUACUUGGUACUGGCGGCCUUUGCGCUACUCAUAGUGCCAGAUGUGACCGCGCCUACGGUCCAACACUUGUCGCUCUUCACCGUCAGCAAUGAGUUUAAGCUGUACAAUGAAGGCUCGCCCGUGAUCAAUUAUGGUGCGUUUGGGUAUUGUUUGCGGGUCAUCCCUGAACGCGCCACCAAGGACCCAACGCAGCCUGCUUGUGUGCAGUCGGGAGUAGGAUAUUGGGCAACCAACAUCAUCGAGAACACCUACGGAUACCACUCGGCCAGCAUCCCCUACGAUGUGGAGCUGACCGUGUCAAGACUGACCAAGGUGUUCGUGCUCAUCCCGGUGGCCACCGCAGCGGCGGCGGUGGCAUUUGCCCUGGCCCUCUUUUCUUCUUUCUUCGUGAGCACAGUCGCCUCGAUGCUCGCGGCUUUCGUCGCCGCAUUCAGCUUCGCCCUUGCCUUCGUGGCGACCUGCUGCGCCUUCGUCGCGUUCGGGGCCAUCCAAGGUGCGCUCGCGAACAACAGCCAUACCUCUACGAGAGGAGACUUUGACGUCGGCAUCUGGGCGUUGCUCGCUGCAACCAUCUGCCUGGUGCUCGGCGCCACAUUCUUGCUGUUCACUUGUUGCAGCGGGCAUCACAAGAGAAAACUCGAGAGCGGAAACCUGGAAAAGGCCUAG
Molecule: messenger RNA, 702 nt
Organism: Neoarthrinium moseri
Lineage: Eukaryota; Fungi; Ascomycota; Sordariomycetes; Amphisphaeriales; Apiosporaceae
Exons: 2
Coding region: 1-702 (233 amino acids)
Cellular component (GO): growing cell tip; cell division site; plasma membrane
Source: RefSeq, a predicted model, not a curated record